This is a messenger RNA of Ipomoea nil (Japanese morning glory), 1560 nucleotides long. Its product is annotated as GATA transcription factor 8-like. NCBI's taxonomy places the organism in Eukaryota, Viridiplantae, Streptophyta, Magnoliopsida, Solanales, Convolvulaceae. Gene Ontology annotation, molecular function: sequence-specific DNA binding; zinc ion binding. The coding region runs from base 163 to 1113 and encodes 316 amino acids. Gene Ontology annotation, cellular component: nucleus. Gene Ontology annotation, biological process: positive regulation of DNA-templated transcription. The transcript is spliced from 3 exons. The record is from RefSeq and is a predicted model, not a curated record.
CCCAACCUACCAUACCCCACACUCAUCUUCCCCUUUUUAGCUCUUUCUCUCCCUCUUAUUCCCUUCUUCAUCUCCAACACCGCUUGUUUUCUUUCGUCUCCUCAAACCAGUCAAAAUCCCCCCUUCUUUCUUCCCAAAGGUUAAAGUUUUGUAGGUUCAAGUAUGGAUUCAAAUUUCGUCGAUGAAAUAGACUGCGGCAGCUUCUUCGAUCACAUUGACGACCUUAUCGACUUCCCCCCGGAGAAUGAGUGCGGCGGUGUCGGCUCCGGCGACUGCGCCAAUUUCCCCAGCAUUUGGGACGAGCCGUUGCCGGAUUCCGACCCCAUUUUCUCCGCCGCCCACAGCCAUUCCGCUUCUGACCUCUCCGCCGAGCUCUCAGUUCCGUACGAGGAUAUUGUGCAGCUGGAAUGGCUUUCAGCGUUUGUGGAAGAGUCAUUCUCGGAUGGAGGGCUAACUCUUGGCAAAGAGAACUAUCCACUCAACCCGAAGCCGGAAUCGGACAAGAAAUUCCAGGCUGCUUCGAGCCCGAUUUCGGUUCUCGAGAGCAGUAGCAGCAGCAGCAGUAGCAGUAAUUCGUCGUGCUCGGGGGGAAAGGCGAUGCCCCUGAGCCCGAGCCAGCGCGGGGCGCAGCGUGCUCGCAGCAAGCGCCCCCGCCCGGUGGCGUUCAAUCCCAGGCCGGUGAUGCAGCUUAUCGAGACCCCACAGGUGGAGAGCUUUGCGGAUUCGCCUGCGAAGAAGGUUCCGAGGCCACCAGCAGGAGCGGGCGAGCAGAAGAAGAAAAAGAAGAUCAAGUUCUCCAUGCCCGCCUUGCCUAAUCCAGGCGCCCCGAAUCAGGAUCAGGGCGGGGCAGUCAGGAAAUGUAUGCAUUGUGAGAUCACGAAGACGCCUCAGUGGAGGGCGGGUCCCAUGGGGCCUAAAACGCUCUGCAACGCGUGUGGGGUUCGUUACAAGUCGGGCAGGCUGUUCCCGGAGUACAGGCCGGCAGCCAGCCCUACGUUUGUUCCGUCUCUUCACUCCAACUCCCACAAGAAGGUCGUCGAGAUGAGAACCAAGGCGGUCCCCAGCCUCGAGCAAUCCCCGGUUUCUUCUGUAGCUCCACCCGAGAUCAAGUGAAGAGGGAGGGAGGAGGGGAAAGGCGAAAGCAGAGAAGCAGUUUUCGUAGUCUAAGAGGAGUUUUUUCCCUUCCCUUCUCUGCAACUCUCCCCCCUGUAACUUCAGGCUUCAGCAGCAGUUAAUAUUUUAUUUUUGGUUUAAGGUUAUGUCCCAUAUUUCAUUGGUUCUUUGUACAGAACUGUUUGGUGGGUAGAAACAUAUUUUAGCAGAUUUGAAAGUGGAGGUUUAGGUGAUGAAUGUAGUGUUGGUUUUAGGUCUAUUGGAAUUAUUAUGAUUAGGUUUGGGUCAGAGUCUCAUUUCAUUUGUUUUUAGACCAAUUCUCAGCUAUGGUUUGCUUUUCUUGGUAGGAUUUGUUCUUUGCUGUACCCCCCAUGCUUCACCGGAAUUCUUUUUGCAGUUCAUCUGUUAUUAGGAAAUUCUUCAUUUAGUUUUGGCCUCAAUCUCUCA